This is a messenger RNA of Daldinia decipiens, 2500 nucleotides long. Its product is annotated as ERCC4 domain-containing protein. Gene Ontology annotation, cellular component: nucleus; Holliday junction resolvase complex. NCBI's taxonomy places the organism in Eukaryota, Fungi, Ascomycota, Sordariomycetes, Xylariales, Hypoxylaceae. The coding region runs from base 144 to 2285 and encodes 713 amino acids. The record is from RefSeq and is a predicted model, not a curated record. Gene Ontology annotation, molecular function: nuclease activity; DNA binding. The transcript has a single exon. Gene Ontology annotation, biological process: replication fork processing; resolution of meiotic recombination intermediates; mitotic intra-S DNA damage checkpoint signaling.
AUAGAUUAACGUUUCGUCUACAGUCGACACCUUCAAGGACUAAUUUGACAUCUUAGUCUUAGCCUUUGCUACUCCCUGUUGGCUUAAAUCCGCAUGUUUCAGAGCUUUUCACUUACUUGGCUCAUCGCCCUGGUCAUGUAAAAAUGCCAACUGAAGUUAUUAGUCUAUUGUCCUCAAGCCCGGUUGCCCCAUCCCGACCAAUUCUCGCUACCUCCCCAGAAGUCUCUCCGCGGGUAGGCCAAGCCGGUCCCUCCAGGGCCCUCGAUUAUGGUUCUUAUAAUUUGACCGCGGUGCCGCCUCCAAAAAGACCCAAUGGACAAUCAGACAAAAGAUCUUACGGCCUGGUCACUGGUGCGAAGCGAACUAAUAGCGGGCAUAUACGACAAGAUAACGACUUUUUGUUCCUUUCGGAUGAAUCCGAUACAACUGGGGACCUUGAUGGCAAUGUAGCAAAGAAGGCCCGGGCCUCGACUUCUACGACACGUCUCAAGAAAAGGGAGGAUACUGGUUUAAAGAAGACCAAAUCCGCCACAGGUUCUUCCAAGGUUCGCAAACCGCUUUCACCAGUUGUAUUGAAGCGAUGGAACUCAGUAAUCGACCCAAUUGAACAUAGCAGCUCUCCUGGCAGCUUUACAGCUCGCAAAGUCCAGAAUAAACCAGAUGUUUUGUCAGACCCGUUCGAAAGCCCACCAAAGAAGCAGACAGCUACCAAUGCCAAAUCAUUUUUAUUAGAUCUAUCAAGCGACCCAUUUAGGAGUUCUCCUAGACAAGACGUUAACGAAUUCCAACCAUCGAGGGCCCAAAAAUUACCGGCUGAUGACACAUCCGAUUCCCUUACGAGUAAAAAGGCAUCGAAAGUGCCUAUAUUCAUAGACCUUUCCGAUGGCGAACCUGAAAGCCCCGAGGGAAUUCGCUUGCCUAAAAAGUCGAAGCAAAACGGAGCUUGGGAUCCAAUAUCGAGCUCGAUGCCGGAAUCUAGAGCGCCAAAGCGAGAUAGUCUGAUGGACUCGGAUUCCGACUUGCCGGAAUUAAGCGAAAUCAACUUCUCGAGAUUAAGUAGACGCAAAUAUAGUCUAUCACCUUCUCCGCCUCGUAAAAAGUCUGAACCUACAGCCAAGACUCUAACGGCCAAAAAGACGGCGGGCCCAAAGAAAACGAACGAAGAAAAGGAGCAAGAAAAGAGAGAAAAGGCAGAGGCUCGGGAAGCGGAAAAAGAACGGAUACGGGUUGAAAAGGAGAAUGCAAAACAGCAGCGGGCAAUCGAGAAGGAAAAGGAGAAAGCCUUAGCUGAAGUUAAUAAGCUCAAGACUGACAGGAAGGCAGCCGUACCUGAGAUGAUUGUGGACCUUCCCAGCGCCUUGAGCGUUGGCAUUAAAACUCAGAUAGAGAAGCUACUUGGUAGUAUGGAUGUCCAAUUCGAGUAUUGGCAUAGCCACGCCAGCAACGUCGUGAAAUGGCGGCGAAAAGUGGGCUCCAAGUAUAACGAGGAGCUCGGACACUGGGAGCCGAUUCCAAUGCGCAUCAAGGCGGAAGAGCAUGUCAUGGUCAUCAUCGAAGCCGCCGGUUUCGUUAAGCUCGUUCUCGGCCCCGAAGGCCAAGAUCUCGAAGCUCACGUUCUCAAGAUGAAGACAAGCUUCCCCGAUGGUACAUUGAUCUACUUGAUAGAAGGUCUCACACCUUGGAUGCGCAAAAACAAGAAUAUCCUCAAUCGGAGGUUCACAUCGGCGGUUCGUGCUCUCGACACUAAUAAUGUUGCGGAAUCUACUUCUUCGUCCAGCCAGCCGUCCCGACGCCGGGAUACCACCCAGCAAGAGUACAUCGACGAAGAUAUCAUUGAGGACGCGCUCCUCUCUCUCCAAGUCGUCCACGGGGCUCUGAUCCACCACACGAACGUGCCGGUCGAAACGGCGGAGUGGGUCGCCGUAUUCACGCAGCACAUCAGUACAAUCCCGUACAGGAAGGCGCGGGACGCGGCCACGGACGCCGGAUUCUGCAUGGAGGUCGGGCAAGUGCGGACGGGCGAGGGUGCUAAGGAAACCUACCUCCGCAUGCUACAGGAGGUGACGCGCGUGACGGCGCCCAUCGCAUAUGGCAUCGCCGCCAAGUACGGCACCGUGAGCGAGCUUGUGCGUGGGCUCGAGGAGGACGGCCCUCUUGCGCUCGAAAACUGCCGCAGGUGCGCUAAUAAAGACGGUGCUUUCUCGGAUCGCGCCGUAGGUCCCGCUAUCAGCAAGAGGAUUUACAAGAUCUUUACCAGUCAGGAUCCAGGAAGCAUGGAUGUGUAAAAUAGACACUUAGGUUAGGCACUUUAGAUACCAGGUAUUGUUUAGUACAUAUGUAGGUAUUGGAGGUUUUGGUGUGAAUCCAAUUUUUACAUGUUACAAUGCAGCACGUAUCGUUUAUUUUCAAGAAUCCCGCAUUUAGGUAGCCAUAUGGUGGCCGCAUUACGACGGCCCGCUCCAAUGUAAACUCUCACCAAAUUCGGCCUGAAGGAAGUAUU